Messenger RNA from Clonostachys rhizophaga, 4302 nucleotides. The record is from the annotation of a GenBank genome assembly. Lineage: Eukaryota; Fungi; Ascomycota; Sordariomycetes; Hypocreales; Bionectriaceae.
AUGCAGGCCUACACUGAGCUUGCGGCUCCUACUGCCGUCUCCUACUCCCUGGCCCUCCCGCUAACCUCUGCCGCGGCCAGCAACCUGGUUGUCGCAAAGGGAUCCCUCCUCCAGAUCUUCGCUACCAAGACUGUCUCUGCCGAGCUCGACUCCCAGAAGGACGAAACGGCUACAUCUACCAAGGCUGAGAUUCCCUACGACCACCGCGUCAACGACGAUGAGGGCCUCGAGUCUUCGUUUCUGGGCGGCGAGUCCAUGCUUGUCAGAACCGAUCGAUCCAACAAUACGAAGCUUGUUCUUGUCGCCGAGAUCCCCCUUGCCGGAACUGUCAUUGGAAUGGCGAGACUGAAGCUCAGCAAUACGGCGUCUGGCGGUGAGGCGUUGUUGCUGGCCUACAAAGCUGCCAAACUCUGCUUGACGGAAUGGGAUCCCCAGCGCAACACUCUGGAAACAAUAUCUCUUCACUAUUAUGAAAAGGAUGACAUUCAGGCUGCUCCAUGGGAACUUCCUCUCAACGAAUAUGUCAACUACCUCGACGCUGACCCCGGAAGUCGAUGUGCCGCGUUCAAAUUCGGGUCUCGCAACCUCGCUAUUCUACCAUUCCGACAAUCUGAGGAAGACUUGGAGAUGGAUGAUUGGGACGAGGACUUGGAUGGACCUCGCCCGGUCAAAGAGUCAAACGCGGGUGCGGUUGCAAACGGGACUAGCGACAGUGUAGAACAAGCAUAUACAGCAUCAUUUGUCCUUCGCCUUCCUCUCAUUGAACCAAGUCUGCUUCAUCCGAUCCAUCUUGCCUUCCUCCAUGAGUACCGCGAACCUACCUUUGGAAUUCUGUCCUCGACCCAGCCCCCAUCUGCUGCUCUUGGUGCUAAGGACCACCUGUCAUACCAGGUCUUCACCCUGGACUUGCAACAAAAGGCGUCGACGACGAUUCUGUCUGUCACAGACCUCCCACGAGAUCUAUUCAAGGUCAUGCCCUUGCCAGCCCCAAUCGGCGGUGCCUUGUUACUUGGAGAAAAUGAGCUGAUCCAUGUCGAUCAGUCGGGCAGGACCAAUGGUGUUGCUGUGAACCCCAUCACUAAACAAAUUACAUCGUUCAACCUGGUCGAUCAAUCUGACUUAGGUCUCCGGCUAGAAGGCUGCACAGUUGAGAUUCUUUCCAUAGAUCAUGGGGAGCUUCUUCUUGUCACCAAGGAAGGCUACCUAGUCAUUAUCACAUUCAGAAUUGAUGGACGCACAGUGUCUGGACUCAGCCUAAGGCUAGUAACUGAGGAGUGUGGAGGGAAUCUCUUCAAAAGCAGGGCUACUUGCAUAUCCAAGCUCGGGAAAAACGCAUGCUUCAUUGGAAGUGAGACUGGCGAUUCCGUCGUUCUGGGUUGGACAAGAAGGCAAUCACAGGAAAAACGCAAGAGAAGCCGGAUCAUUGAUCCUGAUCUGGGCCUUGACAUUGAUGAGAUGGACAUCGAGGAUUAUGACGACGACGAUGAUCUUUACGGCAACACAUCCACAGCGGCGAAGCCCAUACAAACAGCCAACGAAGCAGGUAAGGCAGGCGAUUUGCAUUUCCGCGUAAAUGACACCCUCAUCUGCAUCGCACCAAUCAACGAUUUUACCUGCGGAAAGCCUGCGUUUGCACUGUCAAGCGAGGAGGCAACUCUGGCAAAGGGUGUCACCGCUGAUCUGGAGCUUGCAUGUGCGGUCGGAAAGGGCAGGGCAGGCUCUAUCGCAGUGAUCAAUCGCGGCGUCCAGCCCAAGAUUAUUGGCCGAUUCGAGUUCCCCGAGGCGAGGGGCUUCUGGACAGUUCGCGUGAAGAAGCCGGCCCCGACUGCGUUAACAGCGCCUGCGGGCUCUGGCCAUGAUUAUGACGCAGCUGGUCACUACGACAAGUACAUGAUCGUCGCAAAGGUGGACUUGGAUGGAUAUGAGACCUCUGAUGUUUAUGCGCUUACAGCCGCCGGCUUCGAGAGCAUCAAGGACACCGAGUUUGAACCAGCAGCCGGAUUUACGGUCGAGGCAGGCACCAUGGGGAAUGAGAAUAGAAUCAUCCAGGUUCUUAAAUCCGAGGUGAGGUGCUACGACGGAGAUCUUGGCCUAGCCCAGAUUCUGCCCAUGUUUGAUGAAGACACGAAUACAGAGCCAAGAGUACUCAGUGCAAGCAUCUCUGAUCCGUACUUAUUACUUGUGCGAGAUGACAGCAACAUAUUCCUCGCACAAAUUCAAAGGAAUAACGAACUCGAAGAAGUGGACAAGGAUGGAAGCCCUCUGAAUUCAACAAAGUGGUCUUCUGGAUGCUUGUACAAGGAUACCAAGGGCGUAUUCCAAACCUCGAAAGGCAGUGGUACCAGCGAGACCAUCAUGAUGUUCUUGCUCAGCUCAUCUGGGGCUUUACAUAUCUACGCGCUCCCCGACCUUUCGAAACCCGUCUUCGUUUCCGACGGCUUAUCGUAUCUACCUCCCUUCCUCUCAACAGAAUUCACUGUUCGGAAAGGAUCGCCUCGCGAUACAUUUACAGAGUGCCUCGUUGCAGAUCUAGGAGACUCCGUAUCACAGACACCAUACCUAAUUUUGCGAAAUUCAAGCGAUGAUAUUACAUUAUACGAGCCGCUACGAUUGUCAAACGGCGAAGAUUCCACACUAAGCACUACCUUGGUUUUCAAAAAGGCCUCUAAUCCCGUAUUGGCCAGAAAACCUGUUGAGGAAGUCAAAGAAGAAGAUGACGAAUCUGAACAGCCACGAUUUGUUCCCUUAAGACCGAGCCAAAAUGUUCAAGGAUACAGCACUGUUUUCUUGCCCGGGCCCUCGCCAAGCUUCAUCAUCAAAUCCAGCAAGAGCGUUCCUCGCGUUGUGCCGCUACAAGGCUUGGGAGUCCGUGGCAUGAGCUCCUUCCAUACAGAAGGCUGCGACAGAGGCUUCAUCUAUGCCGAUUCCGAGGGCAUUGCGAGGGUAGCCCAGCUACCUCCUAACCGCGACUUUACACAACUGGGCGUCGCCGUCCGAAAGGUUCCUCUAGGCGUUGAAGUCAAGCAAAUCGCAUACCAUCCCCCCACUGAAACCUACGUUGCCGGAUGCCUCACUGCCGAGCCAUUUGAGCUCCCUCGAGAUGACGAUUACCACAAGGAAUGGGCAAAGGAGACUUUGCCUUUCGCGCCAACGAUGGCCCGCGGUGUCCUUAAACUCAUCAACCCAAUAACCUGGACCGCUAUUAAUGAUUUCGAGCUUGAGUCGAGCGAGACUAUUGAAAGCAUGAAGACCCUCAACCUGGAAGUAUCCGAAGAGACAAAGGAAAGAAGGAUGCUUCUCGCUGUCGGAUCUGCUCUGUCAAAAGGAGAGGACCUGCCUACUAGAGGUAGGGUUCAGGUUCUCGACAUUGUGACAGUCAUUCCAGAACCCGGCCAUCCCGAGACCAACCGCAGGCUGAAGCCCGUCGCAAAGGAGGAUAUCCCUCGGGGUGGCGUCACAGCUCUCAGCGAGAUUGGAACUCAAGGUCUGAUGUUAGUAGCACAGGGCCAAAAAUGCAUGGUCCGAGGUCUCAAGGAAGAUGGCUCGCUGCUUCCAGUAGCCUUCCUGGACAUGAAUUGCCAUGUCGCAUCUGCCCGCGCUCUCCCGCGCACCGGACUAUGCCUUCUUGCCGACACAUUCAAGGGGGUUUGGUUUGCCGGUUACACGGAGGAGCCGUAUACCUUCAAGGUUCUCGGCAAGAGCGGAAGUCGAGUACCCAUCCUAACGGCCGACUUCCUUCCAGAUGGAGAGGACCUUGUGAUGGUCGCCAUUGAUGCUGAUGGUGAUAUGCACAUCCUUGAAUUUAAUCCCGAUCAUGCCAAGUCCUUCCAGGGCAGUCUUCUUCUCCACCGCACCACCUUCUCCCUCACCCCCAACCCGGCAACCAACACCCUCCUCCUCCCCCACUCCGCCGACAUCAACACUCACCUCCUCCUCCUCUCGUCCCCUUCUGGCCACCUCUCGUCCCUCAGCGCCAUAAGCGAGUCGGCCCACCGCAGACUAUACUCCCUCCAGACCCAGCUCCUCUCUAUCCUCCCGUCCUACGCGGGUCUCAACUCCAAGGCCCACCGCCUCCCUUCCACCUCCUCCAUCGCCACGAACUCGGCGGGGAGGAGCAUCGGCGUCGACACCGCGGCGGGACGCAGCGCGGCCAUCAUCGACGGCGAGGUCCUGGCGAGAUGGACCGAGCUGGGCACUGCGAAGCGGGCGGAGCUGGCUACGAAGGGUGGGUAUGAUGGCGUCCAGGAAAUGAGGGAUGAGCUGCAUAGCGUGCUCGGAUGGAGUGGAUUGUCCUAUUUUUGA